This is a messenger RNA of Brassicogethes aeneus, 2351 nucleotides long. Lineage: Eukaryota; Metazoa; Arthropoda; Insecta; Coleoptera; Nitidulidae. The record is from the annotation of a GenBank genome assembly.
AUGAGCUCUCCAGACCUUCAAAAAAGGAUGGUAACCCGGCCCGACAACUUGUACAAGACUCCGCCAGGCUCUAGAGGUGUAAGUCCUUCGAGGAAAACUAACAAAAGCGUUAAAUCCAGUCCUGCACCGUCUCCGAAUCGCACAGGUCGAAGUCCAGCGAGUCCCGACCGCGGACGAAAUGUCACUCCCGAAAGGGGGAGGGUGAAGUCCAGGGGAAACAGCCCUGCGAGUUCCAGGGGACUGACGAAGUCCAGGGGAAGCGAGUGUGGUAGUAUAGAACGUUUGGAUAUCGAUAACAAUCUUCAAAGAAUCAUAACAAGUUACAAUCAAACAGAAGAUAACAUCAAUGUGGUUGUCCGAGUGAGACCUCUUGGCGAUAAGGAAACAAGAAAUGGAGAAUCGAACGUUAUCCAAUUUCCCGGAAACGGACAAGUCCUGGUUGAUGGCAAGCCAGGCGGUCCGAGCGGAGACCGCAAACCCAAACUGUUCUCUUACAACGUGGCAUUCGAACCCGCGGCGACGCAGGAAGACGUCCUGCAGUACUCAGGGAUGACCAGAUUGAUCGAGAUGGCCGUGGAGGGUUUCCGGUGCACUUGUUUUUGCUACGGCCAGACCGGAAGCGGAAAGACGCACACGCUCACCGGACCUCCGGGACUCUUUGGUUUAAAGAAGACCCCGUAUAGUGAUAAACACGGACUGGUUUUCCGUUCCUUCCUGUAUAUGUUCAAACUAAUUCAAGAUAAACCGGAUGUACAUUUUGUGUUAAAAGCUAGUUUUUUGGAAAUAUACAAUGAAAAAGUUAUAGAUUUGUUGAAUCCUGGCAGCGCCCGCAAGCCUCUUGCGGUGAGGUGGAGCAAAAAAGCCCGAGGAUUUUUUGUGGAGAAUUUAUUUACCGUUGAUUGCGAGGAACUGGAUGAUUUGAUAGCGGUUUUGGAGGAGGGAGUAAGGAAUAGAUCGGUGGGGAAACACAAUAUGAACGACUAUUCAAGUCGAAGUCACACCAUCUUAUCCGUGCAUAUAACUUCAGAAACGCCAGCAGAGAAUGGCGUAUUUUUAUCGAGAUCUGGAAAAAUAAAUUUUGUUGAUUUGGCUGGCAGUGAAAUGACCAAAAAGACACAAAGUGAAGGAAAAACUUUGGAGGAAGCAAAUAAUAUUAACAAAAGUCUCAUGGUUUUAGGAUACUGUAUAUCAUCUUUGAGCGACUCAAAAAGAAAAGGAUCUCACAUUCCAUACAGGGAUUCCAAGUUGACGAAGCUAUUAGCUGAUUCAUUGGCUGGCAAUGGAGCAACUUUAAUGAUAGCCUGUAUUUCUCCUGCAAAAUCUAAUGUGAGCGAAACGGUUAACACUCUUCGAUAUGCAGCAAGGGCAAAGAAAAUUCGGACCAAACCGAUUGUUUUGAUGGACCCUCGCGAAGCCUUGAUCCUGAACCUGAAGCGCGAGGUCACCGUUCUGCAGAGCGAGAACGACCAUCUCCGAUCUGCUUUGAACGUGUACUCGGCCUCUUCCGCCGCACCAGGAGACGCGUUAACAGAAAAACGACCUCUAGUGACGACACCACCCCACGUAGAUCUAGAAGAGCUCGCCAAACUCGAAGGGCCUCAGCUGGCGGAACUCGUUAGGCUCUACAUGAAAGAAAACGAAGCCUUACGCCUUGACAACGGAGAACUGUACUCUUCGAGAGAGAUGCUGCAACGGGACCACGAGAUCGUGUGCAGGGAAAACGAGAGGUUGCUGAAGAAGCUGGAGGAAGUGAACUCAAUAUGUUGUAGAUCGCCGAUGAUACAACGGCCUGCGUUUUCCGCAGAUGCUUUGAAUUCUUCGGAUACUUCGACGAAUAUUUGGACUAGCACUGAAUCGGAAAAGGAACAGGGUAAAAAUUCUUCCAAUAAUGUUCCAGACUACAUAGAAAAAGAAUUGACUAAAAGACAAAUUGGCAAUGGUACUGGAAUAUUCGGUCAUAAAAGACACAACUCCUGGGACGAAAGAAGCAACGACUCCAAAAAUGACAGAAUAAAAAGUUCGGAAUCAGAAGGAAAAAUUGAUAGAAAGAAAAACUCCCUCCAAAAACCCCUCAAACCUAAUGGAGGCAACAGGCGAUUUUCGGUGGCUCAGAAAAAUUUAUCUGAGGCCGCCAAAAAGGAUUUUGCCAGCAAAAAUUCCGAACUUUUUGGAAGCGCCAUUUCGUUAACCGACGACGAAGAUUUGUAACAAUUAAUUAAGAACAAUAGAUACUUUCAAAGAGUUGAUUUAUAAAAUAUGUUUAUAGGACUAUAUCAUAGCAAUAUUUUUCGAGAUAAGAGAUUGUUAUAUUUUGUUUGUGUAUGUUUAUUAAUAAAGCAUUUAUUUUAAAA